ACGGUUGACAGUGGAUUCGACGACAAGCCGGCCUGUAGAAUAGUUCUCUGGAACGUGAGUUUGUAUAGCGACCAAUUACAAAAUGGAUAAGAAAAUCGUUCCGGUCGAUGGUGAGUUAAUGGAAACUCUCACCAGAGUCUUCCCCAUCGGAAGCUGCAACGGUUGGGUCUGGGUCGAUGGGUGUUGCCAGCCGAAAACCUUUACAAAACACAUCGAUGUUAUCGAUAAUUUUGAAGUUCGUGACGAUGAUAUUUGGGUGUGCAGUUUUCUAAAGGCAGGUACAACUUGGACACAAGAGAUGGUUUGGUCGAUUUGUAACGAUAUCGAAUCGGAAGCAGCCAAAGUUGACCUUACCGCCAGAUUUCCGUUUUUCGAGUUCAGUUCUUUAUUCGAUCUUCCGGAAGACUUGAAAAACGACGAAAGAGUUCCAGAUUCGUUCGUCGAUAGUUUUCGUUUCGCCGCAAACCUACCGAGCCCGCGAUUCAUCAAGACGCAUCUUCCAUUCCAUCUUCUUCCUCGACAAAUAAGAAACGGAGAGAAGCAGCCAAAGAUGAUAUACGUUGUUCGUGAUCCGAAAGAUACUUGCAUCUCGUAUUUUCAUCAUUCUCUCUUGCUCGAUGAAUUCAAAGGCACCUUUGAGGAAUUCGCUAAACUCUUCCUCGCUGAUCUACUAUAUUGUACACCUUUUUGGCCGCACGCACUCGAGUAUUGGAAGAAAAGAAUAGUAGACAAUGUGCUGUUCCUGACUUACGAAGAAAUGAAAAAGGAUCUCCCAUCGAUAUUGAGGAGAACUGCCAAGUUCUUGGGGAAGAACCUGACCUCAGACGAAGUGGCAGCCUUAGAGAAGCAUCUGAGCUUCGAAAGUAUGAAAAAAAAUCCAGCGGUUAAUAAUGAAUCGCUCGUAAGAUUUUUUCGCGACACGAUGAACACCGGAGGAGAGGGUACUUUCUUACGAAGUGGAAAAUCUGGCCAGUGGAAGACAUAUUUCAGUCCAGAACUCAUUAAGCAAUUUGAUGACUGGACGAGUGAAAAUCUGAAGGGUACGAGCUACUCACUUUGAGGAGAACCGUAGUCUUCGGAGAAUUUUUCUUUGCUUCGUGUACGGAGCGCAAAGAUAAAAUCUCGCAUAGAUAAGUGUCACCAGAUUAUGGAAAAUUUGAAGGAGAGCACGAGAGAUAAUGAACGGUAUCAUAAAAAUCAUUUUUGGAAUCACGCAUGUUGGUCUAUUAAUAAUAAUUUUAUUACAGCAAAUAAAAGUAAAAAAUAAAACUGUG
Molecule: messenger RNA, 1274 nt
Organism: Athalia rosae (coleseed sawfly)
Lineage: Eukaryota; Metazoa; Arthropoda; Insecta; Hymenoptera; Athaliidae
Product: luciferin sulfotransferase-like
Exons: 5
Coding region: 83-1060 (325 amino acids)
Biological process (GO): sulfation
Cellular component (GO): cytoplasm
Molecular function (GO): sulfotransferase activity
Source: RefSeq, a predicted model, not a curated record